AUGCUCUAUAUUGUUGAUAGAAAUGCCAAGCCACCUGUAUGCAAAAUUGUGGACUACAACAAAGAGAAGUACCAAGAGCAAGUAAAGGAAAAGGAGCGUUCUAAAAGCAAGUGUGAACUUAAGAAAGGUGCUUGCAAAGAAGUUCAGUUUGCUGCUAAACUUAAACAAAAAGAUCUGCAGAUGAAAGCACAUACAGCUAAGAGACUAAUGGAAAGUGGUCAUCGAGUCAAGUGUACAGCCAUUGAGCCUUCUGACGAAUUGGACCUGGAAAGUUUACUAUCUCGAUUUUCUGCUUUGAUUGAAGAUGUUGCCAUUGUGGAAAGUGAACCAAGAGUUGAGAAAAAACAGGCUUAUGUGGUUGUUAGGCAUGCCAAGUUUGGUCCAUCUAAGAAAGGUUCCGGAAAGAAAGUUUCUAAAACUACUGAAUUGACAAGCGACACUGCUCAAAAAGCUUGUGUCUCAUCCCAAACUGUCAGACCUUCCAGUCGAAACCUGCAGUUGAAAGAAAAUACGGAUGCUGUGAAAUCUGGAUCAGAAACUGAGGAAGAUAUCACUCCUGAGAAAUUGUCAGAUGCAGAUGUUGACAGCAAUAAAUCUGAAUGGGCUGCUUUCAAGGGAGAGGAUGGUUUCAACAAAGUUUUUGACAUUGCGGAUGAUGCAAAUGGAUUUGCCAAGAGUUUAAGACAUGAAAAAGUAACAGUACUCUCUUCAGCAGAUGCAAGCUCUGGAUCAGCUGUUGAUUCUGCAAGAGCACAUACAGCUUCAUCCAUGUCAACAGAGGUUCCAAAACCAGGGACUGAAAACAGAUAUGCCAGAGAUCCAAGAAACAGGAAUCCUUCGAUGAGCCCUGGACCGCAAUCAAGAGAACUAGGUGUUCCCAAAUCGACAGCCAAAAGUUAUGGUAUUUUUAGUGCUCAACAAGUUGAUAGCACCUGCAGCGAACAGAAUACACCAGCGCAGAUGCGAGAACUAGCAGAGGUCCAGGUGUUGAGAGAACUCAAAUGGGAUCUCGAACACGUUGAACUAAAACCGAGUAGAAGCCCAAGGCUAGUGUAUCAAGUUAUUCGUGUUUUUCCUUGA
Messenger RNA from Fraxinus pennsylvanica, 1080 nucleotides. NCBI's taxonomy places the organism in Eukaryota, Viridiplantae, Streptophyta, Magnoliopsida, Lamiales, Oleaceae. The record is from the annotation of a GenBank genome assembly.